This is a messenger RNA of Vespa mandarinia (Asian giant hornet), 2970 nucleotides long. It is a transcript of the gene HDAC1, whose product is annotated as histone deacetylase 1. Gene Ontology annotation, molecular function: histone deacetylase activity. Gene Ontology annotation, biological process: heterochromatin formation. Lineage: Eukaryota; Metazoa; Arthropoda; Insecta; Hymenoptera; Vespidae. Gene Ontology annotation, cellular component: NuRD complex. The record is from RefSeq and is a predicted model, not a curated record.
AAGAAAAACCAGUGACGCUGUGGCCUGUUGGUAGUUGAUACCGCGACACUCCGCGGUUCACGUUUGAUUCGUACUUCAGAUUAUAAUCAUUUGAAGAAAACCUAAGAAAAUGUCUACAUUAUCUCAUGGCAAGAAGCGAGUCUGCUACUAUUAUGAUAGCGAUAUAGGAAAUUAUUAUUAUGGUCAAGGCCAUCCUAUGAAACCACAUCGUAUAAGGAUGACACAUAAUUUACUACUUAAUUAUGGUCUUUACAGAAAAAUGGAAAUAUAUAGACCACAUAAAGCCACAGCUGAUGAAAUGACAAAAUUUCAUAGCGACGAGUACAUAAGAUUUUUGAGAUCAAUCAGACCAGAUAAUAUGUCAGAAUACAACAAACAAAUGCAAAGAUUUAAUGUGGGUGAAGAUUGCCCUGUUUUCGAUGGCUUGUAUGAAUUCUGCCAAUUGUCAGCUGGUGGUUCUGUAGCAGCUGCAGUUAAACUUAAUAAACAAGCAUCAGAAAUCUGUAUUAAUUGGGGUGGUGGUUUACAUCAUGCUAAGAAGAGCGAAGCAUCAGGUUUUUGUUAUGUAAAUGAUAUUGUACUUGGAAUUUUGGAAUUACUUAAAUAUCAUCAAAGAGUUUUAUAUAUUGAUAUUGAUGUUCAUCAUGGUGAUGGUGUUGAAGAAGCAUUUUACACGACAGAUAGAGUAAUGACUGUCUCAUUUCAUAAAUAUGGUGAAUAUUUUCCUGGUACAGGAGAUCUCAGAGAUAUUGGUGCUGGAAAGGGCAAAUAUUAUGCCGUCAACAUACCUUUACGAGAUGGUAUGGAUGAUGAAAGUUAUGAGUCAAUUUUUGUACCUAUAAUUUCAAAAGUCAUGGAAACUUUUCAACCAUCAGCAGUUGUUUUACAAUGUGGAGCAGAUUCCUUGACAGGUGACAGACUUGGCUGUUUUAAUUUAACUGUAAGAGGACAUGGUAAAUGUGUAGAAUUCGUAAAAAAAUAUAAUCUACCAUUUUUAAUGGUUGGAGGAGGUGGUUAUACAAUUAGAAAUGUAUCUAGAUGUUGGACAUAUGAAACAUCUGUUGCUCUAGGAUCGGAAAUUGCUAAUGAACUUCCAUAUAAUGAUUAUUUUGAAUACUUUGGUCCUGAUUUCAAGUUACAUAUAAGCCCCUCAAAUAUGGCCAAUCAGAAUACACCUGAGUAUUUAGAAAAGAUAAAAACAAGACUAUUCGAAAAUUUAAGAAUGUUACCUCAUGCGCCGGGGGUUCAAGUGCAAGCAAUUCCAGAGGAUGGUGCUGUUAUCGAAGAUUCAGAAGCAGAAGAGAAAAUAAAUCCAGAUGAAAGAUUAUCACAAAGGGAUUUAGAUAAAAGGAUACAACAUGAAAAUGAAUACAGCGAUAGUGAAGAGGAGGGAGAUGGUGGUAGAAGAGACAAUAGAUCAUUCAAAACUUCUAGAAAGCGUCCGAGACUUGAAAAGGGUCAGGAAGGUAUGGAAAGUGAUAUAAAAAAGGAAGAAGAUAUAAAAUCCGAAGCAAAAGAGAACGAUAAAGACGAAAAAAUGAAUGCCACGAAUGAGGAGACGAAAAAAGAUGGUGGUGCGAAUCCCUGAUAAAUAAUAGCAUCUACUCGUCGGAAAUAUUGCAGAGGUCUUUAUUUAAAUCAAGUCUAAAUAAGCUUAGGUAACUUAAGUGCAAGGAGCACGUGGUGUACAGAUAUUCGUUACCUUAAGAUCAUCCCAUAAUCCAAAGUCAUUUGUUUUCUUCAUAUUUUAUAUAAUAGAAAAGAGAAGAAUACUUUAAUAUGAUAAUUUGAUUAUAUCCGUUUGUGAAGUAUAAUAACGAUAUUGAGAUAUACACGUACAAGCGUGAUCUUAACGCUUUGUAUUUUUAAUUAUUAUUAAAAUUUAUAUAUCUUUUUUUCAUACACAUAGUGAAAAAUUUUUUGAGGAAGAAAGUUGAAGAGGGGGACAGGGAAGGGGUUGGGGAAUAUGACUAAAGAUAAUUUAAUAUUUAUAGUGAUUUGAAUUUUUAAAAAUAUUACGGAUAUUAAAUAAUUCCUUCAGGCAUAAUCAAUAAUGAGAAUGAGAUCACAAAGUUAUUGAUAACAAGAUAACAGUCAAUUCUACAUAUGCCCAGAUUUAUAUCCUAGAAAUAUAAUAUAUCAAUUUAAAAAUAUUCUAUGAUCGAAUUGAUUGUAUCUUAUCCAUUUCUAAGGAUAUAAUUUAGAUUGAACUAUAUGACAAGCUAACGCGCAAUUUAAUAUAGACGCAUUAGCUAGAUUAGUUAAUGCAAAGGAUCAUGGGAUAUUAAAUUUUUUUUGCUUCCUCCUAUUCUUGUACAUAAUAUAAUGCUAAUAUUAAAAAAUGAAGUUCUACACGCAAUAAUAAUAUUAAUAAUUAUUAUUAUAAUUAUCAUAAUGACAAACAAAAGAAAAACAAAUGAAAGGAAUCGCAUUCAUUUUGGUAUGUAAAAUAUAUUAUUUUGUUUGUGAGAUAUGAAGUCAUUGGUAAAGAGCGAAAAGCAAAGCCAGAUUAGAAUUAUCAGAUGACAGAUUUCAAAUGUAGGUAUAGGAUAUAAGAAUAUUAAGUAAGCGAAAGUAAUUUGUAAGAGUUCAAAUUUGUCAGUAUGACUAGACCUACUUUUAUUCGAUGUUAGUGGAUGUUAAAUCGCUCUCGUGAGAAGGAGAAUAUAAAAUAUAAAUGAUAAAACUGCCUCUGGUAGGCUAAUAUUAACUAAUAUUAAAAUGAUUAUUAUAUUCGAAAUCUACAACCAUCCGUUUACAAAGUUUUCAUCUUUCUUGUAAGAGCGAACGUCCAUUGCUAACCAAUGUGUACAGAAAUCUACUUUUUCCACCGCAUAGAUCGGACCAGCGCGCGACUAUGAAUGAUCGGUCCCAAAAAAAAAAAAAGAUGUUCAUUUACUUAGUUAAAAUUAAUUAUCCAUCACACAAAGAUACAAAUUCAAUGUAAUGAUAAUAUACUUAUGCCGGAUU